AUGGCCUCUUCUCGUCGCGGCGUAGGCUUGGGCGCCUUCUCCAACGCCGCUAUUUCCUCCGACAAGUACGCAGCUCAUGGCGCUGCACUUCGAUCAACCCACGCCGACGCUCUCGCCAACCAGCUCUCCGUCUUCCAAGCAGCACUGCACAACUUCUCCCUCACCCAUGCCAAGGACAUUCGCAGCAAUCCGACUUUUCGCGCCGAGUUCGCUCGAAUGUGUCAUGCCAUUGGUGUCGAUCCCCUCGCUGGCAGCAACAUCAACGCGAAAGAUGCAAGCGGGAAGGGUGGCAGCGUGUGGGCGAAGAUGCUCGGCACAAGCGUGAACGAUUUCUACUUCGAGCUCGGCGUGCGGCUUGUGGAAGUUUGCAGAGAGUCACGGGGUGAAAACGGUGGCAUGAUUGCGUUGGCUGAAGCGAGAAAGCGGAUAGCCAAGGGCAGAGGACUGGUAGGUGGUGGUAUGGAAGUGACAAAUGAUGAUGUUCAGCGUGCACUGGAGAGUCUGGAGCCACUGGGUGGACAGUUCAAGAUUGUGCACCUGGGUUCCACGAAGUAUAUUCGCAGUGUCCCUAAAGAGUUGAAUCCGGAUCAGUCGACUGUGCUGGAAGUGAUACAGGUCAUGGGGUUUGUGACUGUGUCUAUGCUGCAAGCGAACCUGCACUGGGAGCAGGCACGAGGUGUGGCCGUCAUUGAUGAUCUGGUUGCCGACAGCCUGGUUUGGGUCGACGAGCAAGCUGGUGAAACCGAGUACUGGAGUCCUGCUGCUAUGCACGAAGGUGGCUGA
Fulvia fulva is the source of this 783-nucleotide messenger RNA. RefSeq names its product Vacuolar-sorting protein SNF8. The record is from RefSeq and is a predicted model, not a curated record. The transcript has a single exon. NCBI's taxonomy places the organism in Eukaryota, Fungi, Ascomycota, Dothideomycetes, Mycosphaerellales, Mycosphaerellaceae. Gene Ontology annotation, cellular component: ESCRT II complex. The coding region runs from base 1 to 783 and encodes 260 amino acids. Gene Ontology annotation, biological process: protein transport to vacuole involved in ubiquitin-dependent protein catabolic process via the multivesicular body sorting pathway.